UUUUGGCAACACUCUGCCUUUUUUCGGCUUCUUUUACGGCCUCGGUGUCCCGAAUCUACCCAACACUCAUCACCUCUUUAAGAGAAGCUUCGAGCCGGGCUCGAACUUGCGCAGACUAUGGCAUAGUUUUUAUCGACCAACAUGGAAGGAAAUGCUUAAAGACCUUCCACGAGACCACGACUACUCGCAAUGUUCGAACGAUGUUAGGACUUCCGGUUUAAGCGUUAUAUAUAGACCAUCCAAAAAGUUGUUUUUGUAGUUUGGGAGUUGUUGUGAUAGCGAGGCUUUAGGCAACACCAUAGGUGAGGUGAGAGAGUUGUUUGCUGUUACACAGAGUUGAUAUAUGACUAAGCGAAAUUUGCCAAAUCCGGCGUGGCCCCUUGUCACCAGCAUAACCUUGCCCAACACGGACGACAGACUUGACCACUACCAAAUGCAUGUUCAGAACACCUGGUGAACGUGCUUGUCUCUAAUUGAAUCGGUUUCUCCCUUGUACCUUUUGGCUAGGCCGCACAUCUCAUAAGCCGUUACCUACAGCGACUUGGACCAAAGGCGAUCGGACGUCGUCUGUUGUCUCCCUCCGACAACUGGGGAACAACACAUCAACACAACAGCUCCGACAACCUUUGUUAGCGACUCGUUCUCCUCACAAUAGCUGCGCCUUUCAACGAAAAAAUGGAGACUUUCCAAAUCCAGAACCUAAGCGUAGACCUGCUCUACAUCAUAUUCUCCCAGCUUCAAGACGACAAACCGUCGCUACACAACCUAACGCUAUCAUGCCAUCUCUUCCGCAACAUAGCGCAGCCGUUCUUUGUCAGGAACGUCACUCUAUCCUACAAGGUCAAUAGCUUCUGCACAAGCUUGUUUCUGCGUACCCUGGAACAACGACCCGAUCUCGCUGGUCACGUGCAUCGCCUGCAGCUAGAUUUGAUACGCGAAAGCAGUCAUAUCAUUGAGGAAGUGGAGGAAAUACAACGAAUGGUGGCACGGCUGACUAAUUUGCGCGUGUUUCGGUAUAGUUCGAUCGACUACAAAAUUUGGCACUACGAGCUCGCAUUCCCUUUGAUUCCCUCUCCGACAAACCUUUUCAACUCCAUCCACAGAGUAGAAUGGCACCACAACAUGACAUUCGAAACGCUCUCUCAAUGCAUGAGCCUCCCCCAUAUCGAAACUAUAUAUUGCCGCGAGCUCUUCUGCGACCCCAGCGACCCUAGCGACCCCAUCAUUCUGGAUGCAACAAAAGGCUCCUCUUCUGUGACAGACCUGAGUAUCGGGUCCUACGUUGGUCUGUCCAUCGCAGUAUUACAAAAGAUCUUGGAAUUGCCACGGGCGUUGCGCAAACUGAAGAUCGACAUCACUAGUCACUUGUACAUUGGGGUUCCGCCGCACAAGCUCGCAACGCUGCUUUAUUCUCUCCAGGAUGUGUUGGAGCAAUUGACGGUCGUUGUGGUCAAAGGUGCUCGGGGCCCUGCGACCGAGCUGGCCGAUCUCUCAGGAUUCUCGUCGCUGAGGUCGCUUACGCUCCCGUAUGGCUAUAUUAUCGCUGGGCAAAAUCGGGAGGAUAACGCGUUGGAAAAGUAUCUGCCGCCUUUUUUGGAAGAGUUGACGUUGUCGCGUGCUCCUGUAGAAGCAUUAGACGGCCCUCUGUCCAAUCGCAACGGCGAUAUACAUGCGGGGCGCCUGUCGCGCGUUCGAAUAACCCUGAUUCCUUAA
Molecule: messenger RNA, 1713 nt
Organism: Periconia digitata
Lineage: Eukaryota; Fungi; Ascomycota; Dothideomycetes; Pleosporales; Periconiaceae
Source: the annotation of a GenBank genome assembly